Messenger RNA from Aureobasidium uvarum, 207 nucleotides. NCBI's taxonomy places the organism in Eukaryota, Fungi, Ascomycota, Dothideomycetes, Dothideales, Saccotheciaceae. The record is from the annotation of a GenBank genome assembly.
AUGCCGCGAGAAGUCGAGCCCUCGCUCAACGAGCGCCAGUUCAUUCGCGAUGCUCUGUUCGAAAGCAUCCGCCUCGACGGCCGUCAACUCGAUCAAUACAGAAAUCUAGAGCUGGAGUUCGGCGACGACUAUGGUGUUGCCGAUGUCCGUUUGGGCAAGACGAGGUGUGCAGUGCAUUCCAUUAUCUUGCAUAUCACAUUUUGCUGA